AUGGAAGGCGGAUUCCGUUUACGAAAAUGGGCCUCCAAUGACCCAGCACUUCGUGAUAAUCAGGCCUCAUGCUCUCAGAAGGAGUUUAUCCUAUCCUCCGACAAAGAAUGUGAAUCACGAACGUUAGGCCUAAUCUGGGAUUGUAAGUGCGAUCACUUCAAGUUUUCCAGCAUCUUGAAUCUUCCACCGUUGGUAACACCUACUAAAAGAAGCAUACUUUCAAGAAUAUCUUUGAUUUUUGACCCUCUCGGACUUCUUGGACCAGCCACAGUUACUGCUAAAAUCAUCAUGCAAGAUCUUUGGCGCCUCAAAGUGGAUUGGGAUGAAUCAUUGCCGUUAAAUAUCAAUACCAAAUGGAAACAAUACAAAUCUGAGUUGCCAGCUUUAAGAGAGAUAACUAUUCCUCGACGUGCUAUCAUCCUCAAAGAACACAUCAGUCUACAACUUCACGGAUUUGCUGACGCUAGCGAGUCAGCCUAUGGGGCAUGUAUCUAUUUACGCGCCACCGAUAUUGAUGGAAUGCAUUCUUGUAGACUACUUUGUUCAAAAAAUCGUAUAGCACCAUUAAAAAGUUUAUCCAUUCCACGUCUUGAGUUGUGCGCAGCUCUGUUAUUAGCACAGCUUACCGACAAAGUCAUGAAGUGUCUAAAGAUCACAAUAAACUCAAUUCAUCUGUGGACUGACUCCACCAUAGUUUUGGCCUGGCUGCAGUCAGUUUCUCGCACCUGGACUCCAUUUGUCGCUAACCGUGUUGGUGAAAUCCAACAAUUGACUGCUAUACAAGAUUGGCACCACGUCAGUAGUCAAGACAAUCCUGCUGAUCUUCUUUCCAGAGGUGUACCACCAGCCUCAUUAUCUCAAUCACAGUUUUGGUGGACGGGACCAUCAUGGUUAAUUCGUGAUAAAAACGAAUGGCCUCAAACUCCAAUCGUUAUCAAGCAACAAGAUAUUCCAGAAUUUAAGUCCGUCUCCAUCUCUACAGUCAUCACUCAAAAUCCAUGGGAUAUUUUCGAACGAUAUUCAAGUUUCAUGAAACUUCUCAGAGUAGUAGCAUAUACAUGUCGUUUUAUCAACAAAUUAAAGCAGAAGGUCAAACCUUCCAAAGAUUUUUCGUCGAUUACUAACACAAAUCUCCAUAUCUUGCCUGAAGAGAUAAAUCAUGCCACUCAAGUUCUAGUUAAAUUAGUGCAAAGAUCACACUUUUCCAGAGAGCUGAAUAUACUUUCAAAUCAACAAAAUCUCAACAAAAACAGUCCUAUACUACGAUUAAAUCCAUUUAUUGACAAAGCUGGAAUCUUAAGAGUCGGUGGUCGCCUCAACUUAUCGAACCUUUCAUUCAGUACCAAACAUCCAAUGCUGCUUCCAGGGCAUCAUUCGCUGGCACGUCUUAUCGUUAGACAUGAACAUGAAAGACAUUUCCAUGCUGGCCCCCAGGCUACACUAGCCGCUGUACGUCAAAACUUCUGGUUGAUUUCGGCCAGAGAUGUUCGACAAAUCACUCGCAAGUGCACAAUUUGCUUCCGGAGCGCUCCAAAAACAGCAUCGACACUCAUGGGAGAUCUUCCCAAGGCCAGAAUCACAGUUCCUACACGAGUCUUUGAAAAAUGCGGGAUUGAUUAUGCUGGCCCGUUUUACUACAAAAAUGGAUAA
Messenger RNA from Linepithema humile (Argentine ant), 1650 nucleotides. RefSeq lists its product as uncharacterized. The record is from RefSeq and is a predicted model, not a curated record. NCBI's taxonomy places the organism in Eukaryota, Metazoa, Arthropoda, Insecta, Hymenoptera, Formicidae.